ACUGGGUGGGACUUUAUUUGCAGGCUAAGGCGCUGCUUGCUCUUUGGCUAGCUCGCUCCUCCGCUUCUUGACCAUCAGCUGUUGCUCCUAAGCGCCGCACCCGGAGGAGUUCGCCUUUUUUCCACAUCUCGCAUCUGCAUCCAGGCGCCGAAGCCUCGGAGGGAAGGAUUUUUUUUUCUCGCCUGCCCUGCGCGGACGGCUUCAGGAAUCGCCUCUCCGCCAGUGCAUUUGAAGAGGUUGGAACCAGCAUCUCCACCCAAGAAAGGCUCUGAUGGCCAGCAACAACACCACCAGCAUAGCACAAGCAAGGAAGCAGGUGGAACAGCUCAAAAUGGAGGCAAAUAUUGACAGAAUAAAGGUAUCCAAAGCUGCAGCAGACCUGAUGGCGUACUGUGAAGCCCAUGCCAAGGAAGACCCCUUAUUAACUCCUGUCCCUGCUUCAGAAAAUCCAUUUAGAGAGAAGAAGUUCUUCUGUGCCAUUCUGUAAACCUCACAGGAGCCUGACUCCAAUUUGGGCUGCCCUGGACACUGAUGUAGAGAUUUUUCAGCAACGUGGACCAGUUUCUAGAGUCCACUUACUUUAAGAAAAAUGUAUCAAACCACCUGAAAGUUUACAGAGAAGUGCAUGAUAAAAAAAAAAAAGUGAAUUCCUGCCUUCUUUGGAGAACGAGUUAAUAACGAUGUUGACCUACAUCAAGAAGCUAAAGAUCUUGACAUGCAGAGUUGCCUGGAGGAGGAGGGAGGGGGGAAAUGUGUAAAAGAGUACAUUUAAUUUUCACUUUUGCUCUAGCCAAACCAAACCCUGUUGUCUUUCUCCGAAACAAAAAUGAGGGUGCGCAGAGCAAGGUUGCAAAUGAUGCAAUGGGGUAUGUGUAUGUAACCUCGAUUAUUUUGUUUUGCUUUUCCCAAAUGUCACUCUUAUUUAUGUUGAAAUGUAAAAUAAUUGCAA
Crotalus tigris (Tiger rattlesnake) is the source of this 949-nucleotide messenger RNA. RefSeq names its product G protein subunit gamma 2 (gene GNG2). Gene Ontology annotation, biological process: G protein-coupled receptor signaling pathway. Bases 272 to 487 code for a protein of 71 amino acids. Gene Ontology annotation, cellular component: heterotrimeric G-protein complex. Lineage: Eukaryota; Metazoa; Chordata; Lepidosauria; Squamata; Viperidae. Gene Ontology annotation, molecular function: G-protein beta-subunit binding. The transcript has 3 exons. The record is from RefSeq and is a predicted model, not a curated record.